AUGACAUUCUCUACUGCAUCCCUGUCAUCUGCAUACGAAGAUGGUGGUGACCGGUUCGAUCAGCAAGCUGACGUUGACGAGGCGUAUCUCCCCGCGAACUACCACGGCACAGAAUACCGGCAUGCGGACGCUUCCGAACUGUGUCAGGACUGGUGGCCACACCCGGGGCUCACCUUCACAAGCAUGGACCUAUUACAGGCUUCAGAGCUCCCCCCUCACCCUCUGGAUGCACGCCACGAGUACUCUUUUGACGAAAACAAGGCGUCCACCCAGUUGCAACAGUUUCCGCCAUGCGCUGUUGCAGCUCCUGCUGGUGGUGCUAUGAGCACACAAGCGGAUGCUAGUGACGGACUGAACGCUGCGAUGGGCGCGUCUACUAUCGCCAUUGCUUCGCAGUUAGAAACAUCCGCUUGGCACGCCCCCUUGGACGCCCUCUCGCAGGAUGCACUAUCUCAGUGCAACAUCCAAACCCGUGACAACGAGAGAGCGGCUAAAAGGCGCAGGAAGCAGAGCAACCCGACUACCUUUGUAUGCUCUGAUUGCCCGGGAAAGACUUGGACGCGGCUAUACAACCUGAACGUGCAUAUCCGCAACGUCCACAAGGGCGAGAGGCCUCAUGCAUGCCCCGACCCGGAGUGUACAAGGCGCUUCAGCCGAAAGCACGACAUGCGAAGACAUUUCCAGUCGCGCCACACGAAUAUGGGCUCGCCCCGUCGCCAGGCCUUCAUGGACCCGACAACCGCAUUUCCUGAUACCGUGCGCGCUGGGCCCAUUGGCUUCACUUCGUCGUUCGAGUCGUCUUCUUCCACGGUUGCACUGCACGCCCAAUCUCCAUUCCCGACGCACAACUCUCGAUGA
Trametes versicolor FP-101664 SS1 is the source of this 858-nucleotide messenger RNA. RefSeq lists its product as uncharacterized. NCBI's taxonomy places the organism in Eukaryota, Fungi, Basidiomycota, Agaricomycetes, Polyporales, Polyporaceae. Gene Ontology annotation, biological process: regulation of transcription by RNA polymerase II. Gene Ontology annotation, molecular function: DNA-binding transcription factor activity, RNA polymerase II-specific; RNA polymerase II cis-regulatory region sequence-specific DNA binding. The transcript is spliced from 4 exons. The record is from RefSeq and is a predicted model, not a curated record. Gene Ontology annotation, cellular component: nucleus. Bases 1 to 858 code for a protein of 285 amino acids.